AUGCUGAUCACUAUGAAAUCCAACCCCCAUGCCAUGUCUGUGCAAGCAGUUCCUGCCAUCCUCCCACUGCUGUCUAUUCUUCUGGACCUCAGAUUUCAUAGCCCCAUUUCAGCAAACACAUCUGAAAGUGACAAUGAUGAAGUUGAUGGCAACAAUAUAUGUGGUUUCAGAAGGAAAAAGGGAAUCAAAGGUCCUACAAAGUAUGUUCCUCCUUUAGAAAAUGAGAAGAUGGAGCUGUCCCACACCUCAAAAAUCCCAGAUCCUUGUCCUCUUAAAGGAACCACUGGUUGCUCAGAGCUGCCAUCAGAGCAGUCUCUCCAAAACCCCACUGCCUUUCCUGCAGCACAAAAGGACGGAGGAGGUCACGACAAUUCCAAUUCUGGCAGCGAUGGUAAAGAAGACAGGUGUGGAGAAACACGACAAACCCAGGAAAAUGCUGAUACUGGGAAAAGAAUACUGGGAAAAAUGCAUGAGGAAACAGAUACAGCAGCUCAGAUGAAGCUGCCCACAGGUGUGCAGGCUGUGAGGAGUGCAGAGAAAGGUGGCUGCACGGAGGCAGCGUGGAGGGAGAAGCACAGUGAGCAGGCAGGGGGGAAGCCAGAAGAACGGGGUGGGAUGGAAGAAAACAUUGUCAAGUUUCAUGUGACAAAGAUGGGCUCCCUGGGAAGUGCUACAUCCAUGCCAGGGAGCCAAACUGGCGAGUCCUUCAAGGGGGCAUCUGGCAUUUCUAAACGAAGUCUACAAGAGUUGAAAAACCUGCUGAGUGAAGGUCAUCUGCCUUCUCAUGCGCCCAAUUUCUGUGUUAAGGCAGGCAGCACUUUUGCUCAGAAAAAUCUGAAACCCUGGGAGAAAGCAACUGACAAGCAGGGCCGGCCCUUUGAGACUUUUAGUCCCCAUUUUGGAGACAAAAAGCAAAAAUAUCUCAGCUUCCCCAAGGAGGGAGUGGGGCAGCAGAGCAAAACUGUCCUGGUCCUCAGCUCUGCCGGCUCUGAUCAGCAGCAACCAGUGCGAAGCGAUGUGGAUCACCUUAUUCUGGGACUUCCAGCAGCUCCUGUACCUGCAAACAGCACAGCUCCUGAGGUACAGUUUGACUCCUCCACAGGCCUCGACGCAUUCAACAGAGACCCUGACGUAAACGGCCUCGGAAACCCAACUCUCCUUUACCUGUUCUCUCAUAUUGAAUUCAUUAAGCAGCAGAUGGCCAGGGACAAUGUGCAGUUUGUCAGAUUUGAAUCAAUCGACCUCCAUGGUGUGUCAAGAUCAAAGAAUGUUCCUUCUCGAUUUUUUCAAGAGAAAGCAAUUCAUGGUAUUGCCAUGCCCAGAAGUUACCUUGAACUGACGCUGAAUCCUAAAGAUAAUGAAUUAGAUUACAUAAAUGCAACCAAUUUCAAUUGUGACAUAAUACUGAACCCUGAUUUAUCAACAUUUCGAAUACUACCCUGGACUGAGCAGACUGCAAGAGUGAUAUGUGACUCCUUCACCGUGCUGGGCACCCCACUAAUGACCUCCCCAAGGCACAUUGCCAAGAAACAGCUGAGCCAGCUUCAGGACAGUGGCUUUUCUUUGCACUCUGCAUUCACUUAUGAAUUCUGUAUUUAUGGCAUUACCGAGGUUGUAAAUUCAAAGACAAUAUCCUUUCCUGCAGCCACGAUACUAAAUAACCAUGACCAGACUUUCAUUCAGGAGCUCAUUGAAGGAAUGUAUUAUGCUGGUGCCAACAUUGAAAGCUUUUCUUCUUCCAGUGGGCCUGGGCAAAUGGAGAUCACUUUUCAUCCAGCGUUUGGCCUAGAUGCAGCUGACAGUGCCUUCACAUUUAGAACAGGCCUUAAAGAGGUGGCUAAGAAGUACAAUUACGUGGCUAGCUUUUUCUCAGAAUCAGGAUUCUACAAUUCAGGGGCUCUAUCACACAGCCUGUGGGAUCUGAAUGGCCAGAAGAAUUUGUUUUCUGCCGGUUAUGGAGUGGAGGAGCUCUCAGAGGUUGGGAAAAACUGGUUGUCAGGUCUCUUGGCACACACGGCAGCUAUCAGCUGCUUGAUGGCUCCUACCACCAGCUGCCGCAAGUCGUAUUCUAAAUACAGCAAAGAAUCAAAAGAGACUGUAAAUGCAAAAUGGGCAUAUAAUGAUAACAGCUGUGCCUUUAAUGUCAAAUGUCAUGGUGGAAAAGGCACUUACAUAGAGAAUAAAUUAAGUUCUGCUGCAGCAAACCCGUACCUGGUCCUUGCUGCUACUAUUGCUGCAGGUCUAGAUGGAGUAAAGAGAGGACUCAGGUAUGAUGAUAUGCUUGAAGAGGAAAAUCACACUGGUGAUCUGAAACACUCAUCUAUCCCUCUGAAACUAGAAGAUGCUCUGGUUGCACUUGAGAAAGAUUCGUGCAUUAAGGAAGCAUUAGGCGAAAGUUUUAUCCGAUAUUUUGUUGCCAUGAAACAUUAUGAGUUAGAAACCGAAGAAAUGGAUAGUGAAAGGAAUAAAUGCCUAGGAUAUUUUAUUUAG
This is a messenger RNA of Pyrgilauda ruficollis (rufous-necked snowfinch), 2490 nucleotides long. It is a transcript of the gene LGSN, whose product is annotated as lengsin, lens protein with glutamine synthetase domain. The record is from RefSeq and is a predicted model, not a curated record. Gene Ontology annotation, cellular component: cytoplasm; membrane. The transcript has 4 exons. Bases 1 to 2490 code for a protein of 829 amino acids. Gene Ontology annotation, molecular function: glutamine synthetase activity. NCBI's taxonomy places the organism in Eukaryota, Metazoa, Chordata, Aves, Passeriformes, Passeridae.